This is a messenger RNA of Laetiporus sulphureus 93-53, 285 nucleotides long. RefSeq lists its product as uncharacterized. The transcript has 2 exons. The coding region runs from base 1 to 285 and encodes 94 amino acids. NCBI's taxonomy places the organism in Eukaryota, Fungi, Basidiomycota, Agaricomycetes, Polyporales, Laetiporaceae. The record is from RefSeq and is a predicted model, not a curated record.
AUGUCGUCAGGAAACACAGCACAGGACCCGGCCUGGAAGGCGAAGGAGCAAGGAGAGGAGGCUCGCUACGCCCAUCAGAAGGCAGGUCGUCGGUUUACAUAUACCACAGCGAACAGAUACUCAGUGCAGAGCGACUGUAACCAGGAACAAGAGCAGCUCGCCGCUCUUAAAGCGCAGGCUCAGACAUCCUCGGACAGCGCACGCGAGGACAAGCCGUACGAAGCGGGGUACGGCGGGCAGGAGGACCUGGAAGACCGCUACGCGACGACCAGCGGCGAGCACUGA